UCCCCCCCCUCCCACUCUCUCUCUCUCUCUCUAAUUCUCUCUGUCUUCUGUGCUCUUUCUUUCUCUCUCAUCAAAGGCACCAAGAGCGACUUGCUCUUAAAAUUUUCAGGAGAAUUUCGUGCCUCUCAAAUUUCGCUGUAAUUUCGGCGUGAUUUUCUAAUAUAGAGGUUUUCAAUCAGGUGGCUUCUUCUGGGCCAUAUAUUCAAGAACCGAUAGAUGGGGCAUUAAUUUUGAAGAUAUUUGACAAGUUGAAACAUUUGGGCUGAAAAAAUUGAUGGUUUUGUUAAUCAAUUGGUCUCAAUUUGAUCACGUAUUGGAGAAUUCAGGGGAACUUUCUUGUUUUUCCAUGAUCUCAAAGAAUUAACAAGGAACUCAAGGGUGAUUGAUUUUUAUGGAAAAGUUUCAGGAAUUGAGAAAAAUCCAUAUGUUCUUUUAAAUUCAGGAGGAGCAUUAUAUGGAAGAUUCAUGUAAAGGAUGAAUUUCUUUAAAACUCAUGAGGAGAAUAUCAGUCAUGAUUCCGCAUUUUGUCUCUAGAAUAUCUGGCCUGUAAAUUGUUUGGGAGACUCUGAACCCAUUGCCUGAACGAUGGGGUGUGCUGGCUCAAAGGUUGUUCGUCGAAGGGCUAGAGCGAACCCCAGCUCUCCAUUGACGAGAAGCUUUUCGAUGCCUGUACACCACCCUGCUCGGGAAAAAGGCCAUAGCCGCCAUGUUGUGGCCUUAACCUCGACCACCUAUGGAACCCUGAAAAUGGACAUGUCCCCUGUUAAAGAGCCCUUCUCUGAAGAAGAAGAUGAUGGAGAACCAGAGGAGAAGGUCUCCUUCAAGCCGAAGAAAGCAUGCCUCGACCCUUUGCUUGAGGCGUCGGCUAAGAUAUUGUUUGAUUUCUCUAGCCCUAAGAAACCAGUUGAUGAAGAACCAGAGACCAUCAAUACAUGGGAGCUCAUGGCUGGGCUUGAGGACACGAGCCCACUUCACCCAAACCCAGUUCUCGACCGGUCCUUCUCAUUCCACACCACUAGAGACCUGGGUCAGGUCUUCCCUGACCCUUUGUACCCUGCAUUCAAAGCCACUAAGCCCAUGGACAUCAAAGCCAUUGAACCCACUAAGCCCAUUGUGUCCAUACCCAUGGAACCCACUGCUCCCCUUGUUUCUGAACCCACCGACCCAAUGGAUCCUAAAGCCAUUGGACCCACAAAAACAGAGCCCACUAAGUCCGUCGAGCCUAAAUCCACAGACCCCACUGAACCUAUUCUAUUUCAGCCUAAAUCGAUGGAACCCAUCGAACCACAGUUCGAGCCAAUUGAGCCCAGCCCCAAAGGCUCAAUAGGCUUAGACAGCAAAGAAGAAGAGGCAAUGAGUUGCAUUAAACCAUUGUGGAUGCAACCACAAGGUGAAUCAAUCCUAUCGGAUUUUGACCCAGAAGUGAUGUCCACUUUUAGGAAAGCUCUGGAAGAGCUCUCACCCAAGAGCUCUGAUCGAGCCCAUGGCUCAUGGACUACUGCUCAAGACCGGCUUAAUGGGCCCAAGCCUAAAGGUGGCAUUGUUCAAUCAAGGGUCAGCACCUUUCAAGACCAAAUCGACUCAAGGUUAGCCCGAAAGGCCAAAGAUAUUGGCAAAAUUGAGCUAAAUUCCAACCAAAAUUCGCUGGAUUCAGGCAAAAAUGCCUCAGACACUGUUCAAAGUGUGGAGUUGGAAGGGUCGUGUAUGGAAGAGGAGGGGGUGGUUGUGUAUUAUACGAGCCUCCGUGGGAUUAGGAAGACAUUUGAGGAUUGUUGCAAUGUGCGGCUGAUACUACAAGGUUUUCGAGUGGUGAUGGACGAACGCGACGUCUCGAUGCACAGCAGGUUCAAAGAGGAGCUCAAGGCGAGGUUGGGCGGUGUACCGAAGGGAGGCGGUGCAUCAUUGAACCUGCCAUUGGUUUUUGUCAGGGGGAGGUGCAUAGGUGGAGCUGAGGAAAUAAAGAGAAUCCAUGAGAAUGGGGGAUUAGGGCGUAUCCUCGAGGGGUUGCCUACUGUUAGAGAGGGGGGUUGCGUAUCAUGUGAGGGUUGUGGAGGAGUGAAGUUUGUUCCGUGUGGAGAGUGUUAUGGGAGUAGGAAGGUGAUUUUUGAGGAUGGAGCCUUGCAAAGAUGCCCUCGUUGCAAUGAAAAUGGAAUUGUUAGGUGCCCUCUUUGCUGUUAAUCUCUACUAACGUACCUAUAUUUUGGUUCUUCUUUUUCCUUUUUUUUUUUUUCCUUUUUAUUACAAGGUUUUUGGGGUAGUUUUUUUGGGAUGGAGUUCUUGUUUUUGUUGUGGUGGUAGUUAGUGUACAGGGAAGUGUCUCUUUUUUUUUGGCAGUUUUUUGGGUUUUUGUUUAAGAAUUUGAGGGUAGGGAAAAAUGGUUUCAAUUAUUUUGAAGGAUGUGGGGUUAUAAUUUGUAGUUUUCUUUCACAAGAGGAAAUUAUGUAAUAGAAUGAAGGAUCGAAUAACAGAUCAAAUAUAUACACAAAA
This is a messenger RNA of Amborella trichopoda, 2487 nucleotides long. RefSeq lists its product as uncharacterized. NCBI's taxonomy places the organism in Eukaryota, Viridiplantae, Streptophyta, Magnoliopsida, Amborellales, Amborellaceae. The record is from RefSeq and is a predicted model, not a curated record.